Molecule: messenger RNA, 2293 nt
Organism: Dissoconium aciculare CBS 342.82
Lineage: Eukaryota; Fungi; Ascomycota; Dothideomycetes; Mycosphaerellales; Dissoconiaceae
Exons: 2
Coding region: 312-1820 (502 amino acids)
Source: RefSeq, a predicted model, not a curated record
AGGAGAUGCUCAAAUUCUGUCCGAUCUGCACCAGCUAUGGGCAUAACAUAGUUUUCUGUCCACGCGGAAUCAGUACAUGGGAUCCAAGCUACAAGGUAGACCAUCUGUGACAAACAUUGACCGCGCGAUUCUGACAUGUACUCGCGAUCUAGUUCCGCGCGCGAUGUCAGAAUUGUGACCAAUGGCACCUACCACAACCUUGUCAAGAAGAACUGCGUCGUUGUGUCCGUUGUGGUCACCUUGGCCACAAACAGCCUCACUGCCCUUUGAAUCCGCCUCCACGUCCGCACGUUCAUGGAGCCUUCAAUGGCAUGCAAGGCAUGAGGAACACAAAGCGACAUCGUUCUGAAGUCGAUAUUGGUGAACGGCAAGAUGCCAUUGAGCCAUUAGCUGCGGACACCAUGGCUGUUCGCCCUGAUCAGAUUUCGCCGACUCUCAUGAAAAAAUUGUGUAAGCAAAUGGCCGGGUUCACUAUGUACUUGAUCGAUCAGGGCUGCGACAGAGCGACAAUCCUCAACGGUCAGAUACCCAACGACUUAUCCCAACUGCGCAUGAUUCUGGAGUCGUCGCUGCCGCUGAGUCGAGAUCCAUCGGCUUCUAUGUCAGUUCCAUUCAUGCUCGCGCAGAACCAACCUUUGUCCGUCCAGUCUGGACCAUCAAACCUCCUUGCCACAAACGUGGUUAUUCCAGAUAUUCCGAUCGAGCAGGCAAUGCGUACUAGCAAUUCCCUGUCCACGAUCGGCCCAUGCCCAGAUUUCGCCCUGACAACGGGUUCGUUCAUGCCACUAACAGACAACGAGAAUCCUUUCAAUGACGCGUCGUUGUUGCAACCAAGUGUUUCAUUCUCUGCAGCGCAACCUCUCCAGGCUCAGCUCCUCACCACUUUCGAUGACCUCGACAUGACUGGUCCUUGGGAUGGAAACAUUUAUGCUCCUGAGUCCACGAGGCGUGACCCGGGUUUUAUGGACACCACGUCCCUCUCGACAGGACAACCACAGCCGAGUCAGAUCACUGAUUGGAAGACUAGUGACCCGUUCGAGGGCUUAGACGAGACCUACUUCUCUGGGGGAUCUUUCUCAUCUUCAGGAAGCUUUGGAAACCACUCGUACAACGCUGAAGACCAAGAUUUCUCUCAAAACGCCGAGUUUGUUCAACCGCAACCUCAGCGUAUGGAAAGCGUCUCCAAGAUCACGGAGAUUGUGUCUCCUGGGGGGGAUGAGCCGGCUGCCGACAUGGAAGUCUCUCCAAAGGCCAUCCCACGAACGCGAAAAGCUGGCGACAGUGAAUCCCUGAUCGAGCAUGACUCGAUACGCAAAAUCAAGUCGCACAACGCACCACGCGGCCGCGCAGCCGUCAACGGAACAAACGACAUGAGAUUGGCGAACCGCAAACUUGCUUCCAACGACGAAGGCGCCGACGAAGAAUCUACUGUCGUCGUGAAGACAGUAAAAGGAGUCAACUACAUCAUUACGGGCAGAAAGAUCACAGCGAAAGCUCCUACCGCCAGCCUAAAGACCACCACCGCGUCCGUCACCAACGCAGCUGCCCACAAGACCAUGAAAGGACGCUCUCCACAACUUCCAGCAGAACGCUUCAAGCCGACGCCGCGACGACAAGGCAAAGAGCCAAAGCCAAGCAAGCAGGCUGAAGCUUUCAAAAAGGCCAAACGUCGCGAGCCGGUCAGCAAGGGUGACAUCGAGGAAGAAGAGGAUGACGGUGACGACACCGGAACUUAUGUCGAGAGUCCGAAGCGUGCUGCUCCUGUAAAGAAGCGCCGCGUGCAGCAGGGCGGACGUGCGAAACCCAUUGAGCUUGAUUGAAGGAACCUAGAAUGCAAUGGAUGACAGCAGCAAGUUGUUUCUUUUCCUCUCAGGAUGAUCAGAGAGGCAUCCUGUGGACAAUCGUUUCGUGGCGAGUUGUCAGCGGGAUGACGGAACCGCCCAGUAUGGCCCAUCAUUGCCUCAUCAUCCGACAGGUGCACAAGCAGGAGGAAGGGCUUAGGGUUUCUUUUCUUUCCCUUUAACACGGUUUGGUCAUGGAUGGCAUCAACUUGAGAAGAGACCGGCCAGAAUGAGUGAGCAUCGACGUCCUGGAUGGAAGGGGAAAGGAAAAGCAUUUGCUAUUAUUUAUCAAAAUGAGGACUCUUUGAAAACCACCUAUCUGACCGUACCUGCAGGCGUGAAGGUGACGUUUUGUUGAAGAAUGCAAAAAGGCGUGAGACGCAUGAUCUAAUAGGAUUUACAUAGUGAGCUGCGAAGACGACGGAACAAGAAAAAUGUAGAAACAACGAAGA